Eptesicus fuscus (big brown bat) is the source of this 1604-nucleotide messenger RNA. It is a transcript of the gene BCAT2, whose product is annotated as branched chain amino acid transaminase 2. NCBI's taxonomy places the organism in Eukaryota, Metazoa, Chordata, Mammalia, Chiroptera, Vespertilionidae. The transcript is spliced from 11 exons. Gene Ontology annotation, biological process: L-valine biosynthetic process; L-leucine biosynthetic process. Gene Ontology annotation, cellular component: mitochondrion. The coding region runs from base 63 to 1244 and encodes 393 amino acids. Gene Ontology annotation, molecular function: branched-chain-amino-acid:2-oxoglutarate transaminase activity. The record is from RefSeq and is a predicted model, not a curated record.
GUGGACCGGGCGGGGCCGCGACGUCCGCAGCGGGGCGGGCGCAGUUACCCGCCGCAACGACGAUGGCGGCAGCCGCGCUGGGGCAGAUUUGGGCCCGAAAACUUCUCCCUGUCCCUUGGCUUCUGUGUGGCCCCAGAAGAUAUGCCUCAUCCAGCUUCAAGGCUGCAGACCUGCAGCUGGAAAUGACACAGAAGCCUCGCAAGAAGCCUGACCCCAACGAGACCCUGGUGUUCGGGAAGACAUUCACCGACCACAUGCUGAUGGUGGAAUGGACCGAGAAGGCGGGCUGGAGCCACCCCAGAAUCCAGCCCUUCCAGAACCUCACGCUGCACCCGGCCUGCUCCGCUCUCCACUACUCGCUGCAGCUCUUUGAGGGCAUGAAGGCGUUCAAGGGCGGCGACCGGCAGGUGCGCCUCUUCCGGCCCUGGCUCAACAUGGACCGCAUGCUGCGCUCGGCCCUGCGCCUCUGCCUGCCGAGUUUCGACAAGGCCGAGCUGCUGGAGUGCAUCCGCCGGCUGGUGGACGUGGACAAGGACUGGGUCCCCGACAGCGCCGGCGCCAGCCUCUACAUCCGGCCCGUGCUCCUGGGGAACGAGCCCUCGCUGGGUGUCUCCAGCGCCACCCGAGCCCUCCUGUACGUCAUCCUCUGCCCCGUGGGCUCUUACUUCCCGGGAGACGCCCUGAGCCCGGUGUCCCUCCUGGCCGACCCAGGAUUCAUCCGCGCCUGGGUGGGUGGGGUCGGGGACUGCAAGCUGGGCGGGAAUUACGGGCCCACAGUGUUUGUGCAGCAGGAGGCGAAAAAGAAGGGCUGCGAGCAGGUCCUCUGGCUGUACGGGCCCGACCACCAGCUCACCGAGGUGGGCACCAUGAACAUCUUCAUCUACUGGACCCACGAGGACGGGGUGCUGGAACUGGUGACCCCGCCGCUGGAGGGGGUCAUCCUGCCCGGAGUGGUGAGACAGAGCCUGCUGGACCUGGCCCGCUCCUGGGGCGAGUUCCGCGUGGUGGAGCGGACGAUCACCAUGAAGGAGGUCCUGCGCGCCCUGGAGGAGGGGCGCGUCCGGGAAGUCUUUGGCUCGGGCACCGCCUGCCAGGUGUGCCCCGUGCAUCGAGUCCUGUACCAAGGCCAGAACCUGCACAUUCCCACCAUGGACCACGGGCCCGAGCUGAUCCUCCGCUUCCAGAAGGAGCUGACGGCCAUCCAGUACGGAGCCAAGGCCCACGAGUGGGCGCUCCAGGUGUGACGCUGCAGACUGCCCGUCCGCCCCUCGGAUCCACCGGCGCGUCGCAUCCAGCCCCUGCCGGAUCCUCGCCUCCCCACCAAUGACUCAACCUGAAGUGCAAUAUGAAACGAAAGGCCGGGGGCCGGGACGCCUGGGUCUCGGGCGCCCCCUCGUGGUCGCUACACUCCCAAAGCCAUAAGGGCCGGGCCCGGGCGGCUCGGCCCCAGCUCCGCCUCUCAGGCCUGGGGAUGGGUUCCCCGCUGCUCUGUGCUGAGGGUCAAGGAGACCCCGCACCUCUCCGUUCUCAGAGCGGACCUCCCUAGUGCUGCCGUUGAUUUCUUCUUCUUGCUGGAAUUUUGAAAUAAAAUGCCAAAUACAAGA